AUGGAAUCUCUUAUAAUGAUGUUCUUCUUAUUGAAACGCACUUGGCAAUGGAGCACACUCAAGACCAACUCCAUAGAUCUUUUACUCCUUCAACCUUCGCAUUUCGUUACAUUCGUUUGGAAUAAUAACGAUAUUAAUCCUGAAAGUCUUAAAGGUUUUACACUGCAUUGCACCAACGGGAUUAUCAUACAAUCAUCAACAGCUCAUUUGAAUUCGACCGAGCAGCCAUCUUCCAAUACACGUAUAGCAACUACUGCGAAGAGGAAACCAAGGUCCUUCCAGCCCAUACAUAAUGAUAUCGCCCCCUACAUUCAAGUUAAACGAAAGUGUACGGAAGCCCCAACGGAUGUUGAUUUAAAUUUAUAUGAAGAAGAAGUUCAGUACUCCAGCCAGAUUGACACUCUUUGGAUUGUUGCAAAAAGUCAGUCGAGCAAACUCGGCAUCCAACAGCAAAUUCCCAAUUGGACUGGAUUUAAUUAUUUGGUAUGUGGCGAUGACUGCGACAAUUUCCACAAUAUUGGAUAUUUGCCGGCUAUUAACCAAUCUCCAACAUCGCACGACACUGUUCUAGAACUCCUCUCGCAAUCUAAACUAAAAGCAGAGAAGCUUCGGUUGACGGAAACUGACGUUGUUCUGGACAUGGCUGGCCAUCUACGCCAGCUGUUGAAAUUAUCAUGA
This is a messenger RNA of Paramuricea clavata, 678 nucleotides long. NCBI's taxonomy places the organism in Eukaryota, Metazoa, Cnidaria, Anthozoa, Malacalcyonacea, Plexauridae. The record is from the annotation of a GenBank genome assembly.